This is a messenger RNA of Venturia canescens, 1029 nucleotides long. RefSeq names its product male-enhanced antigen 1. The record is from RefSeq and is a predicted model, not a curated record. Bases 332 to 805 code for a protein of 157 amino acids. The transcript is spliced from 3 exons. Gene Ontology annotation, biological process: spermatogenesis. NCBI's taxonomy places the organism in Eukaryota, Metazoa, Arthropoda, Insecta, Hymenoptera, Ichneumonidae.
GAUCUCACGGUCUUGUUAUGGACCGUGACCACCGUGACCGUGCUGACCGUGGUGAUCUGUGAAAAAACUGAACUGAUAAACGUCAAAAUUAUUCAUGAAAAAAAAUUAGGCCGGGAACAACUCAUUCGUUUAAGUGAAUUACCGUAUUUUCAAAUGAACACAUACAUCAUUGUGUAACUAUCGUAAAUCGUAACUCAAAGAAAACUGUGGAAUUCACUCGUAUUUCUUGACGCGAAGCAAUCAUAAUAACAAUAUAUAUGUUAGGUUAAUGGUUAACUUCACUAAAGUAACUGCGAAUUAUUGAGUUAAUCCGUUUUUAAGUCUGAAAAAAAUGUCACCAGAACCGACUCAAGAGCCGAUUGAACAAAACUUGAGUGUGCCGAAUUUGACAGCCGGUGCAAGAGCUGUCAACGAGUCUGACAGUGAAGAUGAGGAUACUGGAAUGACAGGUUAUAUGCCAUUGUCACAAGUACCAACAGACGCAGAUCCCAUGCUCGAUGAGGACGAUGAUUUUGAGGAUGAAGAAUGGAUCUCAGCUUCAGUAGAAAGGUCGCAAGGAUUAUCGACUGUGCUAGAUGACGAGCAGCAGGGAGGUCCUUCAGAGACUAUCCAAGUAUGGACAUCAUUGUGCAAUAGGUCGAACAUAGAGUUGGAUCCGGAUAAGAUAAAUCAAGUGAAAUCAAUGAUGGCUACAUUUACAUUGCCGGUAACAGCGAUACCAGAGUGGGCGAACACAAUUUCUGAGGAGCAAUGGAAAGAAGAGCUCAUAGACCGUAUAAAAGAGAUGCAAAAUAGAGAGACAUAGGAUAAUCCCCCUCAAAGGAGAGCAAGAAAAUGAGAAAGUCGUUUAUUAAAAAUAAGUUGAUCCAUCGUUCGAGGUACGAGUUCAAUUUUUCCCUGUUCUAUGAAUUGGCCAAUUCGGUCAAUCCUCGCGUUCGGAUAAGACCUUUCUCUGAUCCUGAGAUCUGACAAUUUUGUUUUCUAAUGUAAUUUGUUAAAUAAAAUUUAGGCGAGCCAAUUUUACGAAAA